AUGAAAUUCCCAUCCUUUACUCUCGUCAAUGGCACUGCCAACUUCACCUUCUUCCAAUACGUGGCGGUUCGGAACCCAAACCGCUACUCCUUCUCUCACUACGACAGCUCCCUGCAGCUUUUCUCCUCCUCUGCAGGACCCCUUGGAUUCAUGUACAUCCCUGCAGGAAGUAUAGCUGCUGGCAGAACUCAGUUCAUGUCUGCUACAUUUGAUGUCAAGUCAUUCCAGCUCCCGGCCAAUGUCGGAAACGCAGGAGCCGGGCCUGUUCCUGGUUCUGGGCCGAUAAUGGAGCUGGAGACGAGGAUGAAGUUGGUGGGCAGUGUCAAAGUGUUGAAGGUGUUUGCACAUCAUGUGGAAAAAGGAGCUAAGUGUAGGGUUUCUAUUCAGGUUUCAGAUGGGUCUGUUCUUGGCUAUAAUUGCUGA
Molecule: messenger RNA, 423 nt
Organism: Chenopodium quinoa (quinoa)
Lineage: Eukaryota; Viridiplantae; Streptophyta; Magnoliopsida; Caryophyllales; Amaranthaceae
Exons: 1
Coding region: 1-423 (140 amino acids)
Source: RefSeq, a predicted model, not a curated record